Messenger RNA from Phaeodactylum tricornutum CCAP 1055/1, 1071 nucleotides. RefSeq lists its product with no specific name. NCBI's taxonomy places the organism in Eukaryota, Bacillariophyta, Bacillariophyceae, Surirellales, Neidiaceae. The coding region runs from base 1 to 1071 and encodes 356 amino acids. The record is from RefSeq and is a predicted model, not a curated record. The transcript has a single exon.
AUGAUUUUGCGGUGGUGCUUUUCGUGGCUCGUUGCUAUCCUUCUUUGCUCCCGAGUGCCUCCAACGCGGGCAUUUUUCCGCAGUGAGCUUCGUCCGUCAGCAAUCCCCAAAGGCCGAUAUCUAGCCCGCUUAUUCGAAAAGCUUUCUCCUCUCCCUGCUGGAAUAUCUCCCUUCGAAAAGUCGACCGCGAAAAGUCUCGAUAUUCAGGGUGACUUUCGCAACUUGGCGGCUCCCGCUCUGCAGAAAGCUCUACGCGACGGCUGGAAGCAACUGGAGAUAGACUUUCCACCCCUGACUGGUGGAGACCAGUCCAAAACACAGUUUGACGAUUUUGACAAUGUACAAGAGCUCAACGCAAAUCGUGACUGGUGUGUGCAACUGGCCCCCGCCAUUGCCAGCAAGAACCGCGAAGUUUGGUUCAUCCUACCCGAUGACAAGGAGUGUGAACUCGCCAAAGAAGAAUGGACUGGCCAACGAUUCCGCCAAGCUGCCAAGUUUACGUCCGUUCGUGCCGCUGUCUUAAAGACGUCGGGUGAGUCACAAUAUUCCAAAGCUUGGGGGUCAACGAUUGCCUCCACGAUGAACAAACUAACUGGUGGUGACGGAAUCCUGGCCGACUCGUCCACGUUGGACGACCUCGGUUCGGGAGAUCGAUUCCAUUUGGUUUGUCAACCCGGAAACGGCGGACCGGUCGAGGAUUGGAUCAAUGUCGAACGGCUGCACAAGGCUGACCCUUCCCAGCCCACGUGCGUGGUGAAUGGAGCGCUGGACAAGGUCCGGGACGGCUAUUACCCCGCCGUUUUCUUUCCAGCUCUAGCCCGAACGAUUCCCUUUUACCGGGAAUUUGAAGCCGUCUUUAUUCUGAAACCAGUUUCGGACAAGGGUGUGUAUGGGUGGUUGUACCGCGUCUACCCGGAACCCUGGCAAGUAGUGUUACAGGAACCGCAACGCAAACAACGAGGCGAUCAGACGGUUGUGGUGGUGGAAGACAAGGUGGCCUUGGUCCGGGAGACCCGGCCAUCCUACAAGGAUAUUGUCGACGCCCUACUCGUUACCGCCUCUCAAAGUUAG